AUGGUUUCAAACGUUGUAUUCUCUGGUGAAGCCGAAGCCAUACUCAAGAACGAUCCUGAAGAGUAAGAAAUGUUUAUAUUAUUGUAGAGAAAGACAAACUCAAAGCUGAAUUGAUCUAGGGUUAGCUUUAAGGUGGUACCGCACUAAUAAAGAAAUUGCAAAAAAAAUCUUUUCAGCUAUCUCUCAACGAAUGAAAAAAGAACAUUGGUACUAGAUGGAGAAAGCUUGACCCUAGAAGACCUCGUGGAUUGCUCUCGAGAUCUGGUCAGGAUCGAACUCUCCGAAGAAUCCAAACAAAGAGUUCGCGACUCCAGAAACUUUUUGCUCAAAAUCGCGAAAGAACACAAAAGUAAGCAUGAUACCUACAAUAACACACGUAGAAUGGCAUUAAAGGACCAGUAAUCUCAAAAUUUAUGUCUUAUCAUUCCACAACAAUUACAAUUUUCAGUUGUCUACGGCAUCACGACCGGUUUUGGGACUUUUGCCAAUGUAGCCAUCAACCCUGAAGACAUCAGGAAGCUGCAGAUGAAUCUCGUAAGAUCUCACGCUACUGGAUAUGGGCGAUAUCUAGAGCCAUCCAAAGCCAGAAUGUUGUUAGCGUUGAGGAUCAACGUCUUCGCCAAAGGACAUUCUGGAAUUUCGUUGGAAAAUGUAGAAAAACUUGUCAAUGCCUUCAACUGUAAGUGUUUGUAGUACAUUAUAUUCUACUAAAAGCCUUUAUGGUACUUUACAUUCAGCUAAGAAGCUUGAUGGUACUGUAAAUCCAGCUAUGAAUCUGAAUGAUACUGUAGAUUAUAAAAAAAGUAUUGUUUCAGCAUUCUGUGUAAGUUUUGUUCCACAGCAAGGUACCCUUGGCUGUAGUGGAGACUUGGCCCCAUUAGCACAUUUAGCUUUGGGAAUGUGUGGAGAAGGUCAGAUGUGGUCUCCCAAGACUGGAUGGGCCCCAGCAGCCGAAGUUCUAGAAGUCAAUGGACUAGAAAAGUUGGAAUUGGGGCCAAAAGAAGGGCUGGCCCUUAUCAAUGGUACUCAAAUGGUCACUGCUAUUGGAGCUAUGGGUAAGUUUUCGUGCUUUAUUAAUAUUAAUUUUGUGUUUUUGAUAAUAUUUUGGUUAAAUUCCAAUAUUUUACCUUGCUUUGUAAUUGAUGUUAUUAUUUCUUUGUUCCUUGUAUUAUCAUUUUACAUUUUUGAUUGUUUUAGCUACUGUGAGAGCCGAAAACCUGGCCAAACAAGCAGAUGUAAUUGCCGCUUUGACAUUGGACGUACUUAAAGGGACCUCACGCGCUUACAAUGCUAGUGAGUUCUUCAAAAUAAUAAUAAACGUAAAAUAAUCUUUAAAAAAUGAUCUACCUCAAUAUCCUACAACAUUUUUUGAACUCGUUACUUCAACACCAAUACGUUAUCUCCAUUAACAUCCUCUUCUUUCAGACAUCCAUCGAGUCCGUCCCCACAAAGGCCAGAACCUUGUAGCCAGCCGUCUUCGUGCUUUGUCGCAUUCUGAAAGAAACCGUUCUGAGAUUGCUGAAUCCCACAGAAACUGCGGCAAAGUUCAAGAUGCCUACACGCUGAGAUGUGUUCCUCAAGUCCACGGUAUCUCUCACGACACUAUCGAAUUUGCCAAGAACGUGCUUACCACAGAAAUCAACUCGGCCACAGACAAUCCUUUGAUCUUUGCCGACGAAGAGGAAAUCAUCUCCGGAGGCAACUUCCAUGGUGAAUAUCCAGCCAAAGUCCUCGAUUACUUGGCGAUUGGAGUCCAAGAACUUGGACAAAUCAGUGAACGGCGACUGGAACGGUUGGUUAACAAGGAAUUGAGCGGACUUCCAACGUUCUUGACCAAAAACGGUGGUCUCAACUCAGGAUUCAUGACUAUUCAAUACUGCGCGACAUCUCUGGUUUCUGAAAACAAAGUUUUGUGCCAUCCAUCGUCUGCUGACAGUAUUCCAACCAGCUGCAAUCAGGAAGAUCACGUUUCAAUGGGCGGAUUCUCGGCGAGAAAAGCUCUGAAAGUUGUGGAACAUACUGAAGCAGGUAAGAAUAUAGGAACUAGUGGAAAAGCCUUUCAGUUACCUCGUUUUAGUAAAAUACAACAAUUAUAAAGUUUGGUAGUAAGGAAAAGUUAUUAUACUGCUUUUUCGUCGGUCAGAACGAGCAGUAUAAUAUACGUUUCCUAACUACUUUUACUAAAACCUUAACUUCAAUUAUAAAUUAUAAUUACAAAACAAAAAAAAUUGAAAACUUACAGUCCUCGCCAUGGAAUUACUAUGUGCUUGUCAAGGAAUGGAGUUCCUAAAGCCUCUGACAUCAACUCCACCAUUGCAGAAGGUUUACGAUCUCGUCAGAACUGUGUCUCCGUAAGUUACUAUCCGUCCAUCUCCAAUACGGACCAUAUCCAAUACAAUCCAUAUUCAAUACCAUCCAUAUCCAGUAGCGAGAUAUCUUACACGAUCUCCCAUUGUUUAUACCUAAAAUUAUAUUAUUAGUUAAACAAAAUUAAAUUAACCAUAAACCCUUACAGACCAUUAGAAGAAGACCGUUACAUGCAUCCGGAGAUUCAGCAGGUCAUAAAGCUGGUUCGUGAAAACAAGGUAUGGGAAGUUGUGGCUCCUCACCUGGAAAAAAUGAACGAGUUAGAGCAAACGAAUCCCGAUGCUCUUCGUCAAGAGUGCGCUUCCCCAACUGGAGGCACUUUCACGGCUAAAGGCUUCGAAGAAGCUCUGUAA
Messenger RNA from Bursaphelenchus okinawaensis, 2720 nucleotides. NCBI's taxonomy places the organism in Eukaryota, Metazoa, Nematoda, Chromadorea, Rhabditida, Aphelenchoididae. The record is from the annotation of a GenBank genome assembly.